Molecule: messenger RNA, 537 nt
Organism: Colletotrichum higginsianum IMI 349063
Lineage: Eukaryota; Fungi; Ascomycota; Sordariomycetes; Glomerellales; Glomerellaceae
Product: Duf1348 domain containing protein
Exons: 2
Coding region: 1-537 (178 amino acids)
Source: RefSeq, a predicted model, not a curated record
AUGAGUAGCCAAGAAGAACCCAGGCCACCGUUCCCGCCCUUCACCGAAGCAACGGCGAAAGCCAAGGUGAAGGCGGCGCAAGAUGCGUGGAACACCAAGCGGGUGAAGUUGGCGUACACUACCGAUUCUAUCUGGCGCAACAGGGACACAUUCCUCAAAGGCCGAGAUAAUAUCGAGCAGUGGCUGACCACGAAGUGGAAGAGAGAAAAUGGUUACCGCCUCCGCAAGGAACUCUUCGCCUUCACUGACAACAAGGUGAGAACAUGGUUUUUCAUGCCCAAACUAUUGGCAAUAGCUGCGCGCCUGGAAGCACGGCUGAUCGUCGACCAGAUUGCCGUCCAGUUCUGGUACGAGUGGCAUGACGAGUCGGGGCAGUGGUGGCGGACUUAUGGCCUCGAGGACUGGACAUUCGCCGAAAACGGCCUGAUGGGCAAGAGACAAAUGAGCGGAAACGAUGUCAAGAUCGAAGAGACGCAGAGGUGGUUCCGCGACGGCGUGGACGUGAAUGAGGUUGUCAUCAGCGAGGAGCAUUGGUAG